AUGGCGACGCUCGCGGAGCUCACCGCGUCGCUGACGACGCUCCGCAUCGCGUACGACCCCGCGCUCGUCCCGCCCGGCGGCGCGGAGGUCGUGUCCGCGUGCGUCUCGCCCGUCUCCGGCGAGGGGCGAAUGACCGCGGAGCCCGCGGGGAGAAAGUUCCACGAGAAGGCGAUGCGCGCCGCGGGGCUCCUCUCCGCGGACGACAUCGCCGCGGCCGCGGCCAAGGCGGAAGCCAAGGCGGCCGCGAAGCUCCGAGCAGAGCGGACGCCGUCCACGCCGCUGAGCAACCGCGGCUCCGUCGCGUCGUUCGGAGCGAUCGAGAACGACGACCCGGAGUCGCAGGAGAACGACGCGUCGUACAAAGGUCCGAAGGAGCUCAUCCGCGUCGGGAACAGGGAGUGGCCGGACCUGUACGACGUCAUCGGCCUCGGCCGCGAGCGCUACCUGGCGACCGAGAAGCAGAUCCGCGACGAGUACAAGCGGCGAUCGCUGUGGCUGCAUCCGGACAAGUGCGGCGUCGCCAACGCGAGCGAGGAGGACAAGGAGAAGAUCGAGGCGCGGUUCAAGAACCUGCAGCUCGCGCUCGAGACGCUGACGGACACGAAGCGCCGUCGCGAGUACGACUCCGUGGACGCGCCGCCGACGAAGCUGCCGAGCGAUCUGAGCCCGGAGACGUUUUUCGACGUCGCCGUUCCCGCGUUUAAAUCGCUCGCCAUGUUUUUCGACGGGAAGCAAGACGCGAACAAGUUCAUCGAGGCGGACCCGGACGCGCCGUUCGAGAGGGUGCGAAAGAUGUACGAGUUCUGGGCCAAGUUCAAGUCCUGGAGAGAGUUCCCCGCGAACGACGAGGAGGAUCUCGAGCAGGCGGAGGACCGCUACGCGCGUCGAGAGAUGGAACGCGAAAACAAGGCGAAACGCGAAAAGGAGAAGAAGCUGGACACGAAGAAGAUCAAGACGUUCGUGGAGCGCGCGGAGGCUGCGGACCCGCGCGUGAUCAAGAAGAAGCUCGAGGAGAAGGAGGCGCGCGAGGCGAAGAAGCACGCGAAGGGCGCGGGGAGGCGAGAGGCGGAGGAGGCGGCGAAGAAGGAGGCGGAGGCCGCCGCCGCCGCCGCCGCCAAAGCCGCGGAGGACGACAAGCUCGCCAAGGCGAACGCGAAGAAGGAGCUCGAGAAGCAGAAGAAGGCGCUGCGCAAGGAGAAGGCGCGCCUGCGCGAGAUCGCAUCGACCGCGGAAGGGUGGGUCGGGCACCCUGGGGAGGAGGACGUCGAGGAGCUUUGCGGCGCGCUGAGCUUCGACGCGAUCAAGACGCUGUGCGACGCCGCGGAGGGCGCCGACGCCGGCGUCGUCGUCGAGGGGCUGUGCAAAGCCCUCGCGGGGAUCGAGAGCGCGAAGAGCGACGCGAGGAAGCAGGCUGCGGAGGAGGCUGCGAAACGCGUCGCCGCAGAGAAGGCGUCCUCGGACGGGGGCGGGGCGGCGAAGUCGGAGCCGUGGGAUGACGAGGACGAGCUCAAGCUUCUGGACAAGGCGUGCAACCAGAAGUUUCCGAUGGGGACGAAGGAACGCUGGGAGCGCGUGGGGGAAUAUCUGACCGAGCACGGGCCGCGCGCGCGGACCGCGAAGGAGGUGAUGCUGGGCGUGAAACCUUCCGGCGCGGAUUACGACAACUUCAAGAGCGCGAGGGAUAAGAAGGGCAGCGCCGAGGUGACGGACGCGGCGACGACGCGCGAGCACGCGUUCACGGACGUCGCCGUCAAGAACCUGGAUCAACACGGGUGGAGCGAAGAGCAGCGCGGGUUCCUCGCGCGCGCCAUCGAGGCGGUGCCGAAGAGUGACGCGAUGAAGGACUCGGAGCGAUGGAAGCAGAUCGCGGCGUGCGUCCCGGGGAAGGACGCGAAGCAGUGUUUCGAGCGGUACAAAUCCCUCCGCGAAGAUUUCAAGGCGGCGAAGGCGGGCGCGUGA
Messenger RNA from Micromonas pusilla CCMP1545, 1959 nucleotides. RefSeq lists its product as uncharacterized. Lineage: Eukaryota; Viridiplantae; Chlorophyta; Mamiellophyceae; Mamiellales; Mamiellaceae. The transcript is spliced from 4 exons. The record is from RefSeq and is a predicted model, not a curated record. The coding region runs from base 1 to 1959 and encodes 652 amino acids. Gene Ontology annotation, cellular component: cytosol. Gene Ontology annotation, molecular function: ribosome binding; Hsp70 protein binding. Gene Ontology annotation, biological process: regulation of translational fidelity; 'de novo' cotranslational protein folding.